Melanotaenia boesemani (Boeseman's rainbowfish) is the source of this 6278-nucleotide messenger RNA. RefSeq names its product NEDD4 E3 ubiquitin protein ligase a (gene nedd4a). Lineage: Eukaryota; Metazoa; Chordata; Actinopteri; Atheriniformes; Melanotaeniidae. The record is from RefSeq and is a predicted model, not a curated record. Gene Ontology annotation, biological process: neuromuscular junction development; ubiquitin-dependent protein catabolic process; receptor internalization. Gene Ontology annotation, molecular function: ubiquitin protein ligase activity; sodium channel inhibitor activity; protein binding. The coding region runs from base 1 to 3774 and encodes 1257 amino acids. The transcript has 25 exons.
AUGGCACGUCGGCUCCGCUUGCAUUUUGCGUCAAGAAGAAGCAACACGGACCCCCUGUCAGAAAGCCUCAGCAACCAUGGUGAGGAGAGUGGAAUCAAUGUGUCAGCUCAUAGCCCCGCAGAGAGUCUGGCGCAGAGCUCUGUCCACCUGAAGGUGACUCCACUGUCACCAGACUUUGCCAACAGUCAGUACUCUUCAGUAUUCAUACCUAGGGUUAACACUGGAGGGUGUAAUAAGAGGAGCAUUCUGCAAAUCUCGCUGCAGCCGUGUGGAAAGCUCAGCGGAGAGCUGGAUGGCAGUAUAGAGAAUGGAGACCCAGGGGUUAGUGAAGGUGGAGCAGGUACUUGCUCGGACGGAGGCUCAUGCAACAGCAGCAUGGCCAGUGACGCUGGGUACUGUAGCAGCAACAGCAUAUUUGAACCAGAGGCUGCAGAGAAGCACAGUACCAACCAGGAGAGGAGUCUGCCUUGCUACAAGUCCAAGGUCCCUCUGCGACGGUGCUCCUCCUUGGUUAUCUUUCCGAAGAGCCCCUGCAGCACCCCACCAGCUUCCCCAGUAAGUCCUGUGGCUCUUCCUGCUCUCCCAUCAGUAAGGGCGUCUAAUCAUUCAUCUUUUCAGACAUCCUCCUGUGAUUUUUCACAAGAUGAUGAGGAAGUGACUUGCAAAGGGUCCACCACCACAGUAGUAAGUGGCCAUCGUCAGCCAAGAGGCAGCUCUUCAGCUGAGUUUAGGGACACGAAACAUAUGGUGCACUUUAAUAUUCCUUUACAGGAUGAACCAAAAUGUAAAAUGGACAACAGGAGUACAAUAAUGGAACUGUCUUCAGCACCGGACAGAUCUAAUCGUCACUCUAGCAGCGUGCUGCUACAUUUUGCCCAUCAGAGACCAAUGACAUCGGCAAAGGGAGCUACAAUGACGGCUGCACUGAAUAUGCAAUAUCCCGAGGCUUAUUACCCAGCCGAAAAGCCUGAGAGUGAAUACGACGCCCACAAAAAGCUCUAUCGCAGUACCUCUGCUUGUUUGUUUUCCUCAACUAAACCAUUGGAGAAAAACAAUAAGCUAAUGUUAUCAGGAAAAGACCAUGACAGGCCUGAGGAAAACCAUUGUCAUCGCGCCAUACAAAGGAGCUUUUCCCUUGAGGUGCCCUACCCCAACACUGGAAUUUCAUGUCACGUUUCGAACCCAAAGCUCAGCAGCCCUUGCUCUCCACAUGUGCACAUUCAUUUGUCCCCUUGCUGCCCGGCAAAGUUGCCCAGCUUUAUUACUGAUGUUAACACCAGUCGCAAGGGGUACAAUGCACCAAAGAGUCCAGGUCUAAAUACCAAGACACGUGAUGACUUUCUCGGACAGGUGGAUAUCCCCUUAAAUCAGAUACCGACAGAGAAUCCAAAUACAGAAAGGCCAUAUACAUUCAAGGAUUUUAAGCUCCAUCCACGAAGCCAUAAGUCCAGAGUCCAAGGUCAUUUGCGUCUAAAAAUGACCUACCUUCCAAAGGACUCAGGUUCAGAAGAGCAAACGGCAGAUCAGACCGAGGACAUGGAACCUGGUUGGGAGUUUCUGGAAGCUCAGGACAUGUCCGGUCCCAGACAGAGCCAGCUGCUGCCUUCUCUGCCCCCUGGCUGGGAGGAGCGCCAGGACAACCUAGGAAGAAUCUUUUAUGUCCAUCAUGAAACCAGAACCGCACAGUGGCUGCGACCCACAGUGCAGGACGGUGAUGUGGCAAGUCAAAGAAGACAGAACUCUAUCAUGGAUGCAGAGCAUGCCUUUAUUACACGCAGACAGAUCUCAGAUCAUGACAACACCCCACAAGAGUCCUCUGAGAGCUGGGAGAUCAUUACAGAGGAUGAAUCUACCUUAUAUCACAGUAAUACCCAGAUGACACCACCUUCAUCCAACCAGCCUCUGGAAUUCCUGCCGGUCAGUGAUGAACACAGAAGUGUUUACGUUCCACGGUCUUCAGCGAGAGCGCGCUGCGGCUCCCAGUCGAAUCAUGUGAAUAAUUCAAACCAUUCCAGUCACAGAGAAAAUGCCCAACCUUCAACCAGAGAGGAGCGUCCUGUUAAUCCUAUGUUGCUUCCUACCUCAGCUGGGUUGCCUCCAGGCUGGGAGGCAAAGAGGGACAGCAAAGGAAGAUGCUACUAUGUUAACCACAACACCAGAACCACUUCAUGGGUACGACCUGUUAUCCAGAGAUCUUCAGAGGCAGCAGCAGCAGUACAGAGUGGUUCAGGUCUGUCUCAAAACCCCACAUCAUCCCAACAACCUGUCCAACCACUUGCCCCACCUCAGGGGUCUCCUCAGCACACUCCAAGCCCAGAGGCUUCUCCUGAAUCUGGCAACUUGCCUGCUGGUUGGGAAGUUCGUAGUGCUCCAAAUGGAAGGCCUUUUUUCAUCGAUCAUAACACAAAGACUACUACCUGGGAAGAUCCCAGGCUAAAGAUUCCUGUCCACAUGGAGAGGAGGGGCUCACUGGACCCAUCUGAUCUCGGCCCUCUGCCGCCUGGCUGGGAGGAAAGGAUCCACUCUGAUGGGAGGGUAUUCUACAUAGAUCACAACACCAAGAACACACAGUGGGAUGAUCCCAGAUUACAAAACUCAGCUAUAACUGGACCAGCAGUGCCUUACUCCAGAGAUUAUAAACAGAAGUAUGAUUACUUCAGAAAGAAGCUGAAGAAACCAGAUGACAUCCCAAAUCGCUUUGAGAUGAAACUCAGACGAAAUGCAGUUCUGGAGGACUCGUAUCGACGCAUCCUUGCAGUAAAGAGGGCAGACCUGCUAAAAGCUCGGCUCUGGGUGGAAUUUGAGGGAGAAAAAGGACUGGAUUAUGGUGGCGUGGCCAGAGAGUGGUUCUUUCUCAUGUCCAGGGAGAUGUUCAACCCAUACUAUGGACUGUUUGAAUAUUCUGCCACGGACAACUACACACUGCAGAUAAACCCUAACUCAGGUUUAUGUAAUGAGGACCACCUGACCUAUUUCAAGUUCAUAGGUCGUGUGGCAGGCAUGGCCGUGUUUCAUGGCAAACUCCUUGAUGCCUUCUUCAUUCGACCUUUCUACAAGAUGAUGCUGCAGAAGUCGAUCACACUGCAGGACAUGGAGUCUGUUGAUAGCGAGUAUUUCAACUCCCUAAACUGGAUUUUGGAGAACGACCCAAAAGACUUGGAUCUGAGGUUCACUAUUGAUGAGGAGCUUUUUGGACAGACUCGCCAGCAUGAGCUGAAGCCGAACGGCGCAGAGAUUGUUAUCACCAAUGAAAACAAAAAGGAAUAUAUCGACCUGGUGAUGCAGUGGAGGUUUGUAAACAGAGUACAGAAGCAGAUGACAGCUUUCAAGGAGGGAUUCUUUGAGCUAAUACCACAGGAUCUGAUCAAGAUCUUUGAUGAGAAUGAGCUUGAGCUACUCAUGUGUGGUCUUGGAGAUGUAGAUGUAAAUGACUGGAGGAAGAACACAAAGUACAAGAACGGGUAUAGCGCUGACCACGUUGUCAUCCACUGGUUUUGGAAAACUGUGCUGCUGAUGGAUGCAGAGAAGCGAAUCCGCCUCUUACAGUUUGUGACAGGAACAUCCAGGGUCCCGAUGAAUGGCUUUGGAGAACUCUAUGGGUCUAAUGGGCCACAGCUCUUCACCAUUGAGCAAUGGGGCACAAGUGAUAAACUUCCCAGAGCCCACACUUGCUUCAAUCGGUUGGACCUUCCUCCUUAUGAGUCUUUUGAAGAGCUGAAGGAGAAACUUAACAUCGCCAUUGAGAAUGCACAAGGCUUCGAUGGGGUGGAUUAGGGCGUCUAAAAGAAAACGGCAUCAAGUCUGGCAGCAUGAUGUGGGAGGAAAAAACAAGUCGUGUGUCUUAACCUGCCGGCUGUGUGACAGAUGAAGAGCCAUACAGCUUCCCUUUAGUCCUCUUCAGGGACACACAUGAAGAAAAUAUCCUAAAUCUGGAGUGAUAGUUAUAUGUAUAUCACUCAGGGUCUUUUAAAGUUUACAAAGCAGGUUUUCUUGCUAUUUAAUUCUUUAUUGUAAGUCGCUCAAAGGUGUAUUUACUUGUUUGUUUUGCUAAAAUGCUUAAAUGUUAUAAAAGUGUGAAGUGAUAAAAAAGAAAAUAUUACUGUGAAUGAAUAUUGUACAGUAUAUGAUACAAAAUCAGCCCUUAAAGAGCAUUAAUUUCGUUUAAUUAUAAUCAGAAUCACCCCAUACUCAGCCUCCCUUAUCAGAACAUUGUGAUACUUUGAGAGUUAUCUUUAGAAACUCGCUGACUUUUGUCUUCAUCACAUAGCUACGAAGUUACGAGCUACGAGGGUUGUUGUAAUCACGCACUAGUCUCUUAGUUAAGGUUUGCCUAAUCUUCACAUUGAGUUUAAAAUCCUAUCAAUUGAUAUCACUGGAACUAAAUUUGUAACGUACUUUUAGAAAUUCUCCUAUCUGGGAUGAGUUUCAACAUGAAUUUAUUUCUUGGGGAAUUUUUCUAUUUUUCAAUUAAAAAAGAGUUUUAAAGCACCCUUUGCACAUCCAUGCCCUCUAAAAUGUCUCAUCUUUUUAUAGUGAUAUCUGAACAAAGUUUAUUUUUUGCUGAAGGGACGCUCUGUGCACAGACACGUGACACGUUAAGCAGAUGGAACACAGAAAGCGAGACUCUGCUUUUGUAAUAGUUAAGAUUUGAAAUAAGCUACUACCACUAUUUUGUUUUUCUUGAUUUAAAGUCGUGAUUUAUGCAGACUGACGAGAUUUAGAAUAUUCAUAGCAUGGGGUGCUAUCUUAUUGCAUGCUAUUCUUUAGCAAGUUAAAUUACCAUGUUUCUUCUCCCAUAUUCAGACUUUGUAUUUUAUAAGUUAAAAACAGAUGUAAGAGAACGAAACAUUAGUCAUUGUAGUGUAUUUUUAUGUACUUUAUUUAGUUGAAUAGGGGAAUUUUGGUGUACUAUAACUUAGUUUUGAAAACUAUCCCAAAUGAUUGGAUUGGUGGAAAUGUUCAUUUUCUUUAGUGCAUUUUCUGUAUUUUACAUUUUUCAUUCCAGUAUUGUAGAAACAUUGUAGUAGAAAUACAUUGUAUGGACCUGAAAAAACAUCUGAAGAUGAAAAUGAGCAGGUUAUUUGCAUGUUUGAGCGACUUAAAUUAAACUAAUUGUAUCAAUGUGUAAAUAAAUUAUUGUGGUAGUGUUGUACCAAUACCAGGACCAGUAAAUAUACUGUAUCUGUGUGAUGCACAGAUUGUAAGAAGUGACUGCAUGCAAUGUUAGAUUGUUCUGAAAUACUAUGCAUACUUGUACAUUUUGAUGUGAGAUAAAGAAUAUAAUUUGACUUUUGAUUUUCUUGCAUAUUACAUAAAUAUAUUGUAUAGCAUCCCUUCCACAUUUACAUACAAAUAGAACUUUUCCUUUUACUAACCUAGAAAACACUAUAUCAUUAAAACUUUGUGUACCAGAAAAAUGAAAUGCAUUAUAUUUAUCUUGUAUCUCCCGGAUUGUAGCUUUGUGUAAACCUUUUUAAACAAGCUGACCGUACACAGUUUCCCUACAGUAUGCUAAAUAAUUGUUAUCUGCUGUCAAUAUUUCUCCUCCACUCAUCAGGGGUGUCUAAUCGGAGCACUCUAUUUUUGGAGUGCAGCUUUAACAACUGGUUUUGCUUUUAUUUUUUUCAUCAAAAUGUGUACAGAUUAUUAUUCUCAGAAUGAAAAGUCACUUGUAAGAAAGUCGCUGUGCAAAGGCGGUAGCUUUUAACAUUCUCUGAAUGGUGAAACACGUUUACACUAGCUGCCAUGUUUACAGAUCUGUGAGAAAGGAGGAUAAUGUGGACUGGUUCUUGUCUCUGACAAACACUUUUCUACUUAUGCUUUUAUAAAAUGAAGCACUUUGUUAAUAUUUGAUGAGUCUUACUUCUGAACUGAAUCUUUGCCAAUCUGUCACCUGUGGACUGCUUAGAUCACUUUGGAAAUGCAAUCCUUUGCUUCAAGUGCACAUGUGUUUAAAUGUUUACAUUUGAACCUUGUUUAAAAUAAGCACAUUCUCUUCUUUCACUUCUCUUUUAUAAGGAGGGCCUUCUUUUGUAACAUGUUGUAAAAUCUGUGUUAUUGAUGUUCUGAACUAUAGACGUUGUCUCGUAUGUGUAAUGUCGUCCACCGAAGACAAUUUCUAAUGUAUAAAAUUAUGUUGUUAUAACACCUAUAAGUGCAUUACAGAAACGGUCUGUACAACAGUUAAAAUGUAGAGAUGGGCUGUUAAAUCCUGAUUUGAUGACAAAUAGAACACCAAAGUGAAUAUUAAAAUAUCUGAAAAAUAAACUAAUAGAAUA